This is a messenger RNA of Ordospora pajunii, 1569 nucleotides long. RefSeq lists its product as uncharacterized. The transcript has a single exon. The record is from RefSeq and is a predicted model, not a curated record. NCBI's taxonomy places the organism in Eukaryota, Fungi, Microsporidia, Ordosporidae. Bases 1 to 1569 code for a protein of 522 amino acids.
AUGAGUGAUAACGGGAGUGGACAUACACUGACAGUAGAAAAAUUUUAUAAUACUGAAGAUGAUGAGUUGGAGAGUAUACUGAAUAGGAGGAUGGAGUCUAAUGAGAAGAAAUUGUUUUUGAUUGAACUAAGCAAGUCGGAGGCAGAGCGUACGUCUGAGCCUACUGAUAAAAAUAAAGCAGAUCGAGUGCAACAGAGAAUAGACAAAAUAUGGAAUGUGUAUGAAGUUGGCGGUGUGUCUGACUUGUUGCUGGAUAUGAGUGACGAAGAAAGAAAGUUGGUGCUGAAGCAGCUGGGUCAUAAACACGAAAUUGAUGCCUUGAUCUAUGUUGGCACUAAGAAGGUAUAUAAUAAUGCAAAAAAAAGAAAGGACGAUGUGAAAAGAAUAUUUGAUGCAAUUGAUGAUGAACGGAGGAAAGAAUUGUUGAAUGAUACUAUUUAUGAAGAUGUGCUUAGUUCGUAUAAGUUUAAGAAUCUGAUGAAAGUACUGAAAGAAGCAUCAGUUGAGUAUAAGAAAAUAGCAGAUAUGCUACUUGGUGUUAGAGACAAGGACUAUGUAGCACUUAUGAUUAACUAUAUAUCAUUGUGUAAUGGAGAUGAGUAUUUGGCGAAUAUAUUGCUGAGCAUUGAUGAUGAUGAUGAUUUGAAAAGCGUGAUUUCUGAUCUUAGAUAUUGGACGACAUUAGCUGCAAGCAUAUUGAGUGGAGCUGAUGAUAUUGAUAAGCUUAGCAGAUCGUUAAAUAUUAUUAAGUCAAGUGGGAUUAGCGAGGAAGAUAUGAAAACUGUGUUAGAUAAGCUUGUGAUCAAUAAGAAUAUUGUUAGUGAGUUGAUAGAUAAGCCGGAGGAAGAGCAGAAUGCAAUACUGAAAGUAAUUGAUAAUAUACAACUAGCUGGUAAAAUAAAGUAUGAAAUCGAAGAAGCACAAAGAAUAAAAAGUGAGCAAGAUGAGCAAGAUGAGCAAGAAAAGGAGAGAAGGAAGCUAAAGAUAGCGGCAAUAGUAAUACCAGUAGCGGUGAUAGUGAUUGAGGCGGUGAUUACAAGAAAGAGUAUAAAUAAUGCACUAAAUAAUGGACAUUCAAUGAGUGAUGAAGCAGUGAUAAGUAGGAUAGCGAUGGCAGCAGUGGCAAUGCUAAUGAUGCUGAGUAUGAUUGUAUAUGUGAAAUGCGCAAAUAGGCCUGUGUGGUAUGACAGAUUGAUGAUAGGAGGAAGUGUAGUGAUGGCGCUGGUAAGAGUAAUGAUGUGUGUAGUGAUGGCGCUGGUAAGAGUAAUGAUGUGUGUGUUUGGAGGAAUGAGAGUGAUUAUGGUGGUGAUGAGAGUGAUUAAUGUGGUGAUGGCAGUGAUGAGUUUGGUGAUGGCAAUAGCGAGUGUAGUAGCGUUUAUUAACAGUAAGAAUAAUAACUCUAAGAAUGAUCGAGAAGAUGAGAUUAGUGAUGCAAGCAAGAAUGCAGGUGGAAUAGCGAAGAGUGUGAUUGUUGUGCUGAGUGCAUGUGUAAUGGCAAUUACAGGAUGGGUGAUACAGAUUAUGGAUAUGAAUGUGAGUAGUGGCAUGAAUAAUGAAAUGCUGCAGUAA